AUGUCGCCAUAUCCGUACACCGGGGUUACGGGGAGCCUCGGAGGGUUGGAGUCGCGGGACGACAACAUGUGGUUCGGGCGGCCGCAAGGAGACUUCAACAGGUCGAGGGCUGCUUUCAACCGGACUCAGUUUGCCGCCCAGCAGAUGUUCUUUAACGAUCUCAAGUUCUCGGCCGCGAAAUCGAUCAGGACCUCGACCAUCAUCUUGGCCGUUUUCAACGCGAUAGCUGCCCUUGCCACUGCCCUAGGUAUCUUGAUUGAUUCUUAUUUCAGGAAGAAGAGAAACGAUAAGAACUUCAGGUUUUGGCGCCAUGGUUUUAUCUUCAUCCCCGAAGCCGAAGUCUAUCCUCUGAUUCUGUCGUUCGGGAUCCUUAUCCAGAGCGUUAUUUUUGCUUCCGUUCAGUCUACCGGCCUGGACGACUUUUUUGGUACUGGGUGCACGUGGAUAGCACAGAUUAUGCUGCCUGCCGUGUUCAUCGCCCCUUAUACACAUCUCGUGCUGGGAGUCGAAGUCGCGAUCCGGGGCCUCAAGAAGAAACCCUUCGCCCCGAGGGGAAAAUUCAACGUUUCGAUAUGCCUUUCACUCAUCGGCAUGCUCACUCUCGCCAACUUCUUAGUCGCCGACUUUGACCAAACCCCAAACUUCUGUUUUUCAUCGCUAUUUUGGUUUGUUAAGCACUACGCCGUCCUCUGCUUCGGCCUCUUGGUUGCGAUUGCGACCAUUAAUCUCAGCGCUGCUGUGGCAAUCUUUAUCCGACUACAUCGGAGUCUCAAAGUCGAGGUAACCGCUCGGGUUGCUGCUUCCAGGAUGGUGUACUACCUUGCGCUCGCGGGUAUUUCAAACUCAUUUAUGAUCCCGUUCUUCUUCGUCCAGGGGUUCGCCAACGAAAGAGGACAGCGCAACAACGCAAUGACAUUGGGAAUGGUGGCCGCCGUCGUGGCGAAUGUCUCGGGUCUCAUGAACGGAGGACUUUACCUGUUCCUCAAGUCGAGCGCGACGUCAACCAUUGGCCCGACAGAUAAGGCCGGAGAGUACGAGAACAGGAGAGCACGGCACAAAAUGACACAUCACGAGCCCAACGACAGCGGCGAUGACGACGACAGCUUUAGCAACACCACAUUGAAUUCUACAACAGCCCCCAGGGGUCUCCGCAGGGUGGACAGCGAGGCCAGCUUGAUAACCGCCCGAAAAGGAGAAGACGAUGGAGUAGACAAUAGGAGCAUAUCGGCCUCGCUAAGAGGCGGCGAGCAAAGCCGUGACUCGUUCCGAUCCCAUAGGCUUGUGUCGGCUGUGGCGUCCGUCCUGAUGCCCAAGGCACCCGAGCCUGCUCGAGCCCCGCCAGCCACCCACGCACGCAAGAGGUCCUACUCGUUGUUCCCACGGGCCGUAAUGGGGCCCAAAUCAUCCCUCCUGCUACCAUCCACAACAUACUCGCCCGCCGACGCGCUCAAACCGCCGCCAUCCAUGGCCAACCUCGCGAAACUACGACACCGCCGAGACUCCUCGCUGGUGUCUUCAGCCACAGUCCAAAUCGGGCUACGCUUGUCGUCGGUCGAAGCCAUACCCCCACAAACGAAAACAAAACUCGAGGCGGACGACGGUGUGGUCCAUACCAUUGACUGUCCUAACUUGGACAGGGCAGAUACGCAGAGCCCCGGACGGUCUGGUAUUGUUGGCCCGGGAACCCCUACCGUGACCACCAGGGCAGGGGAUCGUGCAAAGUACCCGAUCCAGAGCACACCGACACCAGCACCACCGACACCAAGGGCCGUCCCUGUCGUGCCCAAAAUAAACAGCCAAGUAUCACCAGUCAAGGCGGACCCAACAAAGGCUGAGACGGCCCAAAACCCAACCACACUCAGUCCGACAGUCUACAGCCCCAUAUCGCCUGGCAAGCUGAAGCUGCCCAGUCCAACUGGCGUUGGCUUUGCGGUACCCAAGGCGUCCGGGGCUGCAGCUAAUAAUCCAUCACGCAGUCCCCCACGCCGGCGCGGGACGGGUGAUACAGAGUCAUCGGCGAAAGUGAAUGCGAAGGGUGCGUGGAUAUGA
Dichotomopilus funicola is the source of this 2049-nucleotide messenger RNA. RefSeq lists its product as uncharacterized. The coding region runs from base 1 to 2049 and encodes 682 amino acids. The transcript has 5 exons. The record is from RefSeq and is a predicted model, not a curated record. NCBI's taxonomy places the organism in Eukaryota, Fungi, Ascomycota, Sordariomycetes, Sordariales, Chaetomiaceae.